UGGCCCCUGAGCUCGAGGUGGAGGCACCUCUUGAGAUCCCCUACUGUCGCAGAUUUGAGGGUCGAUGUUGGUCGAGGACUCGGGAGACUUUGCCCUAUGUUCGACAGUUCUUUGAUACUGUACGACCGACAGAGAUCUCUUGGCAGCCCUGGGCACCCUUGUCAGGAAAUGCCCGGUUCCGAUUCCCUGGGACGUGGGCCUCUUCUCGAUACAAGACUUUAUUUGAGGGGUCCGUUGGCAGGGCCUGGUUUCUGGGGGAUCCCUUCAUGCGUCAGACGAUGGGCAACCCUGAUCAGGGUAUCCCCUCAGCACCUCCAGAGGACAUGCAGUUCACUGAGAGACUCACUCCCCGGGAGGUCGAGGAGCUUAUGUUGGGUACUGUUGCAGUUCUGUUGCUGGAGGAGGGAGAUUACGCGACCUACCGCCAUACAUACUUGAUGCCUCCACUGACAGGUGUCUAUACUCCUAUGAGGAGGGAUGCUGGCAUGCCAUCAUCGAGUCAAGUUCGGGCUGCAGAUACCCCUUCGACUAGCAGGGCUGGCACAUCGAGGAGUGGGGCUAGAGAGAUCCCCCUGACUUAUCAGUAUGCUGGGUGGCCAGAUCUUCCGGCCGAGUUGACAGGCUGGCGGUAUAGGGCAUCCUACCCGAUUCCAUUGGAGCCUCCAUUGCCUGAUCAUCGAUAUGUCAGUGACCCUAACUCGCCACUGCCUCCCAGAGGGUACAAUGAGGGGUUACUCGGAGUGGUGGCCUCACUCGAGAGAAUGGUCCUGCAGAGAGAGACACAGUUGUUCAUCAUCGGCGUCUCGGUACUUUUCGAUUUCCUUGCAUUUAUCAUACUUCUGAUGACAGACUGCAAUUGA
Molecule: messenger RNA, 860 nt
Organism: Camellia sinensis
Lineage: Eukaryota; Viridiplantae; Streptophyta; Magnoliopsida; Ericales; Theaceae
Source: RefSeq, a predicted model, not a curated record